Messenger RNA from Salvia miltiorrhiza (redroot sage), 2373 nucleotides. Its product is annotated as ribulose bisphosphate carboxylase/oxygenase activase, chloroplastic. The transcript has 7 exons. The coding region runs from base 417 to 2117 and encodes 566 amino acids. Gene Ontology annotation, molecular function: protein binding; ATP hydrolysis activity; ATP binding. Lineage: Eukaryota; Viridiplantae; Streptophyta; Magnoliopsida; Lamiales; Lamiaceae. The record is from RefSeq and is a predicted model, not a curated record.
CGGAUGGGGACGAGCUUUUUCAAACUAAACACGUUUUAUACCCAUAAUUAUAACUAAUAAGAGUGAUUGGGGGACAUGACAUGCAACUUGCAUACAGGAAGAAAGAAAAGAAGAAACCUAUUUUCUGUGGAAGUUGGAUUAAAAUAUUGGUCGAUGGCCACCAAUUAGCUAACAAUUUGUGAUUUUGCAUAGAGAAAUCAAACGUUGACUUGGAUAUAUAAUGGGGGUGGUCCGAAAAGUCUAGGCUGUAACAUGUAAUAAAGUUGACUUUGUCAUUUGUUUGGGAGAAGAAGACAAGUAUCAAAGCAAACCCACAGAUCCGAAGGAUUCAUUAUUCCUGAUCAACUCCUAAAUACUAUUUCUCUUUGUAUAUAGUUUCUUUGCUUUUAUUGAUACAAUUAAUUAAGGUAUACAGGAUGAGGAUUCAGGACAAGUAUAAGUCUAAGCCAAAGCCAUCUUCCGGUGGCGGCGGUGGUGGAGGAAAUACAAAUCCGACGGCGGCGACUUCGUCGGUCACAAACAUUCAUGCAUGCGUCGAGUCUGGAGAUCUCACUGGCCUGCAGACGCUACUCGCUCUAAAUCCUUCUUCUCUUAACGAAAGGAGCAUUUUUAGAACUGAGCAAGUAUAUGAAUGGAUGCAGUUGAUACAGACGCCAUUACAUAUUGCUGCUAGUCAGAACAAAGCUGAUAUAAUGAAGUAUUUGUUAGAGUGGAGUGGGGCAGUGAAGGUGGAGUUGGAAGCCAACAACGUCUAUGGUGAGACCCCUUUGCACGAGGCAGCUAAGAAUGGAUGCAACGACGCCGUUAGGAUGCUUCUUCAGUACGGUGCCAACGUCGAAGCCAGAACCAAUAACUCAAUGACUCCAUUGCAUCUUGCCGUUGGUUAUGCGUUGACGUCCGGAGACAACUCCGUUGUCAAGACGUUGUCUGAAUACAAUGCUGAUUUCUCAGCACAAGAUGAUAGUUUUGGUGGGCAGGAAGGCAUGAUUCCAUUCAAUUAUCUUCCAUCGGGAGUCGCCCAAAACGAUGAACUGAUGCGCCUCUGCCAAAAUCUGGCCCAACAGAUGAACGACGUCACACAACAGAUUUAUAACACCUGUACAACAAUGAGCCAAUACCAAAAUGUGGAAGAGCCAAGGAACUACGACGGUGGGAUGAAGGGGAAGAUGGAUGAAUUCGAGUUGGAGCUAUCGAAGAUAGUAGGACUACACGAGCUGAAGCUGCAGCUUCAAAAAUGGGCCAAGGGCAUGCUCUUGGACGAGAAGCGUCGUGCCAUGGGCGUAGACCUCGGCCCCAGGAAACCGCCUCACAUGGCCUUCCUUGGAAAUCCCGGGACAGGCAAGACUACAGUUGCAAGAAUCCUAGGAAAACUACUCUGUUCUGUUGGUGUUCUGUCUUCUGAUAAUGUUACGGAGGUGCAGCGAACGGAUUUGGUCGGGGAAUUUCUCGGCCAAACUGGUCCAAAGACUAGGAAAAAGAUUGAAGAGGCAAUGGGUGGGAUUUUGUUUGUGGAUGAAGCAUACCGUCUAGCGCCUGCAGAGUCUGCAGGAAACUGCGUUGAAUAUGGCGUGGAAGCACUGGAAGAGAUCAUGUCAGUGUUGGAGGAUGGCGAUCUCCUUGUGAUCUUCGCGGGCUAUACGGAGCCCAUGAAGCGUGUCUUCUCUUCCAACGAAGGCUUCUGCAGACGGGUAACUCACUUAUUCCAGUUCGAUGAUUUCAGCUGCAGGGAGCUCGCGGAGAUGCUGCUGAUAAAGAUGAGCAAGCAGGAUGAGAGGAGCCGGUUGUUCGGGUUUAAGCUCGAUUCUUGCUGCAGUCUUGAUGCCGUUGUGUCGAUUAUAGAGAGGAAGUCGAGCGAGAAGCUUAGGAAUAGGAUGAAUGGAGGUUUGGUGGAUCAUUUGCUCAACAAUGCUAGAGAGAAUCUUGAUUCUAGGCUCAAUUUUGAGGCAAAAGGGGAUGAGCUAUUGACCAUCAUGUUGAGUGAUUUGGAGGCCGGCCUCGAGCAGCUGGUGCGGCGGCUGAAUCUUAAUGAGGAAGAGAAGAUUAAGGUUGUUGAUGGAGGAAGUGGAGAGAAGGUGAAGGUUGUUCCUGGUUUACAGCAGCAGGCAUGGGUGAAUUGAGUUCAUGGAAUGUUGAAUUAGAAUGUAUGUGUUGGAAGGGAAAAAGACAAGAAAUUUGAUUUUGAAUGCUAGUAUAUAAUAAGGUUUGUGAAGCUCAGGGUAGCUAUGUUUGUUUUAGAUCAAAUCUUUUAAAUUGGGAUUGCAGCAUCGCAUAUUUGUAUUGUCUGGGAAUAGGUUUGGUCAUGUUUCCCCUCUGCCAUUUAGCCUAUCAAGAGGUAAGAGGUUAUCUUUGUUUAUAACUAUUCUUUUGCACUAA